AUGGAGCAGCAAAUAUACCGAUACGAUCAAAUUGACUGUGACAAUUAUCUCGAACAACAUUAUCUAGGAAUCGAAGACAUGCCAAGUUUAGGUCUUGGUGAUCCCGAUAUCGAAUAUGCUUCUCUAGACAAUAGCGUUAUGCAGACAGAAAGUGAAAAAUCUUUUUCAUUAAUCUCAGAUCUAUAUAGUGAUGAAGAAAGUAUCCUAGAAAGUCAGCAAAACAUGUUCAGUGACGAAAUCUCAUUAAACAUUGCAGAAGAAUAUAUAGGCAUUGAGGAUGUUGGUGACACUAUUUCCAUAAGCGAUGCCGACUAUGAAGACGAUGACUACAAUGAUGACAACAACUGCAACGGUGACACUCAUGUUGAUAAUAAUGAUAUUAUUUCGCUUUUACCAACGAUAGAUAAUGAAAAGAGGCAGGGAGGUUAUGAAAUUCAAGGGAAACUUUUCCAGGCUAAUAGUGAUGCUCAAUGCGUAAUUAUGGACAUUCAUAACAGACAAUUACGGCGAUGUAGUAGAAAAGCAAUUAAACCGUUAAAGCAGUUAAUAGGAACGUGGCAAAUCUGUACUGAAGCAAUCAAAAUAGCUUUGAGUAUUAAAGGAAGAGAAGAGGAAUUAUUGGGUUUAUUAGGCGUCUGUUCAUCCCACUUCAAUUUCGACAAAGAUAUUCAUCCUCCUCGCGUAAAGACAAAGUUGAAAGAUAUAAGAAGUUUGAUUGAUGUUCGGAGAUGUCUUUUCUGCUAUAAAGACCACUAUUACUUAUCUAGAGGCGGACAUUGUCGAUAUCACGCACAUUCCGUUUUAGAUAGAAUGGUACAAACACCUUGCCAAGGUCUCUUAGUCUGCCCCGUCUUCAAAAACAAUACGUUCUUCCCGAAAGCGAACAAUCAUAAGAGAUCGCGAUACGUCUGUCUAUUAUGUUUUAAUUCGGAAGGCGGACAUUACUUUCAGCGAUCUGGAAAGGGGAACGAUCCAUCCGACUGCUCAAAUUUACACGAAAAAGACACAGACAAAUCAUUACAACUGAUGGGAAGUUGGAUUUCAAAUAUGGCUGCAUCAGAUAAAUUAUCGGACUCUAUGAAAGACCUGCUAUUAGAAGAGUUGUAUAAUGCAAUUAAGAACUUUUUCAUUAAGAAAAAACAAUCGAAAAAGGAAAAGCCAUCAUCGUCAUCUGAAUCAUCUGAAUCGAAACCAAUACCUCCUAGUCUUCUUGCUGUCAAGUUGACAUUUAUAUUAGGAAAAUGCAGUAUAAAAACUAUUCAGGAAGAUAAAUUUACUCAGUCUAUACAACAAAAUCCGGAGAAGUUGGGAGAAGCGUUGGGGCAUCUGGUUUGGCUUUCGCGUAAAGAAGUUAACGAGAAUAAGCGAGUACUGACAAAUCCAAGCACUCUCGAGGGAUAUCGUGGUGGUUUUCCUUUUGGAAUUAGAGCAUUUUUUGACAGUUUUAUAAUAUAUAUACAAAAAAGAAAAUGGGCAAUUUUACAAAAAAAAAGGGCACAAAGAAAAAUGCCUACGAAUAGUUUUGACGAUAGCAGAGCCAUAAAGAUAUCCACUUUUUUUAUUUCAGUCAUCCUAAACAUUGCCUUUCCAAAUGCAAACAUAUGGUUUACCCAUAUUCUGAGCUCAUUAUCACAGAAGCCCAACAUGAUUUCAUCACUUUAUGCAAUUCUCUGCGUUGCAAACGUUAUUUCACAUUCAGCACGAUACGAAAAAAUGUUAGAGAAGGAGCGGAGAACAUUGGUUGAUCCGAAACAACGGCUAAUUCAUGGGGAUAACGUGUGGAGCGUAGGAGCCAUUGACAACAUCGAUUUUAAGGAAAAAACGUUUUCAUAUGACAACAUAUAUGACGUUUCACGAAAAACUAACCAUGCUACUAUUCGCAUGGCUUUUCAAUUCGUUUUACCGAAAUCGUUGAUGGAAAUAAGAGAAGAGGUCAACAACACUAUUAAUCCGUGGCAGAAUCAGUUUGAGGUGGGCGUGACGUCCUUUAUUAAAGAACAAUCAGAUAUCAUAGAACAGAUUAUAAGGUCUCUACGUUCAGAGGACAUCGAAUUUGAUGUUAGUGAUGUGCUUAACAAGUUGAGAAAAUGUAUUCCAGAGUGUCACUCUAUACCACCAGCAAAUGUGGUCAUUCUAAGGCCGGGCAAAAAACCAACAUCUAAUAAACACGUUCAUGAAGCUGCUCUGAUGUAUUAUGACGAUGUCGGUAUAAAUUCUUCGGGAGAAUUAUCGAUAGUGGCUGAUGAAAGUAUAUUUCGACGGUUGCCGAUCCUUCACUCCGAGCACCCCGAAUUGCAGUUUCUUCUUGGUGCUUGGCACACGAAUAAAAAUAUGUGUGUAGCCCUCAUCAAAACCUUCUCUGGGUAUGGUAUCUUCAACAUGGCACGAGUUUUAGGAGUUUGCUUUUUAGAUAAGUUUGAGAGGGUAGUUGACUAUAGUGCGGCAUCAAAGGUGAUGGAAAUGUUAUUAGUAGCUGUAAAAGUGGCAAUACAGAAUUUUGUACAAAGGAGUGAAAAUAACGCCGAAGGUUUUGCCAGACUAUUUUCGUGCUAUGAAAUUGGCAAAUACAGACUAAUGAGAAUAUACCGUCAAGAUAUAGAAGGAAGUGAAGUACGUAUAACUGAGGGCAGACGGGCGAAAAAUGUUGUCACUCAUACCUAUAGCAAACUACAACAAAUGGAGAAAGAAUGCACCCAAUCUACUAGUCGCACCCAAUCUACUAGUCGCACCCAAUCUACUAGUCGCACCCAAUCUACUAGUCGCACCCAAUCUACUAGUCGCACCCAAUCUACUAGUCGCAUCCAAUCGCAACAUGUUAAUAUCCACAAAAGAUCAAAGUAUGCCGACAUACCACCCGGCUACUUGUCAGAAUGUAGACCGCAAUAA
Paraglomus occultum is the source of this 2886-nucleotide messenger RNA. NCBI's taxonomy places the organism in Eukaryota, Fungi, Glomeromycota, Glomeromycetes, Paraglomerales, Paraglomeraceae. The record is from the annotation of a GenBank genome assembly.